Molecule: messenger RNA, 1578 nt
Organism: Lynx canadensis (Canada lynx)
Lineage: Eukaryota; Metazoa; Chordata; Mammalia; Carnivora; Felidae
Gene: LTB4R
Product: leukotriene B4 receptor
Exons: 2
Coding region: 348-1346 (332 amino acids)
Biological process (GO): inflammatory response; complement receptor mediated signaling pathway; phospholipase C-activating G protein-coupled receptor signaling pathway
Cellular component (GO): plasma membrane
Molecular function (GO): leukotriene receptor activity; complement receptor activity
Source: RefSeq, a predicted model, not a curated record
GUCCCACCCCUGAGGAGUCCUCCUCCCUGCUAGGCUCUUCUGGAACACAAAGACCAUCCCUCCCCCCUCCCCAGUGAAGGGAGGGCUAGGAGUUUCAGCCCCACCCUCAGGAAGAUGUGUCUUCCCCCUCCUCUGCUUCUUGGUACUUCCUCUCUGGCCAACGUAGCUGACAGCACCCAGACCUGGGGCCAGGACCCUGGAACUGGGACAGAUCUGGUAAUAGGCUACGCCACUCUGCCCUGGCCUUGGGAUUGGCACCAGCUUCCAACCAGUACGCGGCGAAGUCUGUAAGUCCUUGCAGUGGCCCCGGACGCUACAUCUUCUGCAGCACCUCCUCACUAGGUGUCAUGUUCAUCGCUCUGCUGACGAUCAUCCUCCUGUCAGUGGCACUGGUUGUGGGGCUUCCCGGCAACAGCUUUGUGGUGUGGAGCAUCCUGGUAAAGAUGCAGAAGCGCUCUGUCACUGCCUUGUUGGUGCUGAACUUGGCCCUGGCCGACUUGGCUGUAUUGCUUACUGCCCCCUUUUUCCUCCACAACGUGGCCCAACGCACCUGGGUGUUCGGACUGGCUGGCUGCCGCCUGUUUCACUAUGUCUGCGGAGUCAGCAUGUACGCCAGCGUCCUGCUGAUCACGACCAUGAGUCUGGACCGCUCGCUGGCGGUGGCCCUCCCCUUUGUGUCCCAGAAGGUUCGUACCAAGGCCGUUGCCUGGUGGGUGCUGGCAGGCAUCUGGGUGAUGUCCCUUCUGCUGGCCACGCCCGUCGUCGUGUACCGCACAGUGACCUUGGCACCGAACAACUGGAGCCUGGUGUGCUUCCUGAAGUACCCCAGCGAACGACUCAACGCCUUCCAUCUACUCUUCGAGGCCCUCACCGGCUUCCUGCUGCCCUUCCUGGUGGUGGUGGCCAGCUACUCCGACAUCGGACGCAGGCUGCAGGCCCGGCGCUUCCGCCGCAGCCGCCGCACGGGCCGCCUGGUGGCGCUCAUCAUCCUGACCUUCGCCGCCUUCUGGCUGCCCUACCACGUGGUGAACUUGGCCGAGGCGGGCCGGUUGCUGGCCGGCGGGGAUGCGGGGCCGUUGCGGAACCGGCUGCUCCUGGCGCGCUACGUGUUCAUCGCGCUGGCCUUCCUGAGCAGUAGCGUGAACCCCGUGCUGUACGCGUGCGCCGGCGGUGGCCUGCUGCGCUCGGCCGGCGUGGGCUUCGUCGCCAAACUGUUGGAGGCCACCGGCUCCGAGGCGUCCAGCACCCGCCGCGGGGGCACCCUGGCCCAGACGGUGAGGGGCGCCCCCGCCACUCCCGAGAAUGGCACCACCGAGAGCCUCACCGUCUCCAACCCUCUCCAGUGAAGCGAACUGAACUAGGUCUGGGUGGUGGUGGUGGUGGUGCUGCCGCUGUUGGUGGAAAGAAGGCUUUCCUCCUGGCGGAAUGCCCCCACGUUGGCCGGGCCCAGUGCUGUACCCCUAGGGGGAGAACGCCAGUGGGGUGGAGCAGAAGAGGAGGGAGGGGCGGGGCAGGUGAAGGCCCAGUGAAAGCCUGGGGCAGCUUUGCUAUUAAAACUGAAGCCUCAAAUUGGGUCAA